AUGGAUGCGCUCAAGGGGCAGGUCCUGACCACCAAGGAGACCACUCUGAUCACGGUCUCCAAGGAGGACAAGAAUAGGGGUAAUGCACCCAGCUGCUACUUAUCCAGGGCCUGCAGCAAUGUAGAGCUGAACCAGCUGGAGACGGAGGCCUUCGAGACAAAUGGGAUGAUCCAGGCGAUGCUCCCAGAUUCCCAGAAGAUCCUAAAAAACGAGCUGGAGAUCAUCAAAAGCCAACUCCAUGCCCAGGCCAAGGCCUUCGAAGCCCUGAGCCACUCGGUCUCCCUGCUGGAGCAGGAGAGCAGCCUGCAGCAGCGAAAGAUACAGCAGCUGGAAGAGGAGUUGAGCCGAGCCUGCGGCCCAGCCCAGGGGGAGAUGUUCGAGCGGCUGGUGGACGGGAAGAUCUUGGAGGUCUGGGCUGCCAUGGCCAAGGAGGUGGAAGGGCUGCAGGAGUCCCUGCUGGAGCGUCCCGACCACCGCAUGAUCCAGCGGGGGGACUCGCUGGAGAACCUGUCCUUGGACAUCCUGGAGAGCAAGAAAUUCCUCUGGGAGGAGCUGGAGGCAGUGCAAGAGGAUCAGGAGGACGAUAUAACCAAGAACCUCGUCAGCAUAAAGAAAAUGCACGAGAAUCAAGUGAAAUGCAGGAAGAUCCUGUCGCAGCUGAAGGGCAAAGGGCCGGGCGCAGAGGGGGCCCCGGAGUCCGUGGGCAGAGGCAGAGAUGCCAGGCCGGUCAAAAAGGAGCUGAAUGAUAUAUGCCACUAG
Molecule: messenger RNA, 759 nt
Organism: Trachemys scripta elegans
Lineage: Eukaryota; Metazoa; Chordata; Testudines; Emydidae
Gene: CCDC159
Product: coiled-coil domain containing 159
Exons: 10
Coding region: 1-759 (252 amino acids)
Source: RefSeq, a predicted model, not a curated record